AUUUUGUUUAUUUUGUAAAUUAAUUCUUUAAAUCUAUACUCCUAAACUUCCAAAUUAUUUUUGUUUAACAUGAAUAUCCUACCCCAAAGCAAACACUACAAUUUAACGCAUUAUCAGCAGCGUUAUAAUUGGGACUGCGGCUUGUCUUGCAUUUUAAUGAUUUUAUCGACAACGCAACGCGAAGAAUUUCUAAACAAUUUUGAAUCAAUCUGCAAGGACGAAGGAUUUGGCUCCAGCACAUGGACAAUUGAUUUAUGCUACUUACUGCAACGUUAUCAAGUGCGACAUGAAUAUUUUACGCAGACCCUUGGCAUUGAUCCCAAUUACACGCAACAUAUGUACUAUUCCAAAAUUAUUGACAAGGACGAGAAGCGGGUGAUGCGCAAGUUCAAGGAUGCUCGUGCUCAUGGACUGCGCGUGGAGCAGCGCAUUGUUGAUAUGGACGUAAUAGUUAGGCACUUAGCCUUAAAGGGCCCUGUUAUACUCCUAACCAAUGCCUCGCUGUUGACUUGUGAGAUAUGUAAGAGAAAUGCCUUGGAAAAAUUUGGUUGUUUUCAAUUUAAUUGUAUUGCCCAAAAUACACGCUUACCCACGGACCUAAAUAAAAGUUAUGCUGGACAUUAUGUGGUGCUCUGUGGCUAUGAUAUGGAUACACAGAAGCUAUACUAUCAUAAUCCCGAGGUGCACGAUGGACAUAUAUGCCGUUGCUUAACCGAGGCCAUGGAUACUGCACGCAAAGCCUAUGGCACCGAUCAGGAUAUUAUAUUCAUUUAUCAAACGUCCGAUAAUUAGCAUUAGUAGUGGUAGCAGCUGUUUGCCAAUUCGGAGUACCUGCCUAUAAAUUUAUUGUUCUUGUUUGUUGACAUGUGAUAUUACAAUAGGGGAAAUUGUAUCAGGCAGUAGGAGAAGCGAAGCACUACUUAACUCAUGUACCUAAUAUACUAUCUAGCUCUAUAGGCAAAGCUAUAAAACAGUUGUAUAUGGAAUGUGCGUACGGUUAGGCGCUGUAGUUGUAACGCUUAUGUUGCAUUUUAUGCAUUUACUAAAAGUAGUAUUUGUUUAUAAACAUUUGAAACUCAAAAUACUUGUAAUUCGUUCUGUAAC
Molecule: messenger RNA, 1104 nt
Organism: Drosophila busckii
Lineage: Eukaryota; Metazoa; Arthropoda; Insecta; Diptera; Drosophilidae
Product: protein GUCD1
Exons: 3
Coding region: 70-792 (240 amino acids)
Source: RefSeq, a predicted model, not a curated record